Propithecus coquereli (Coquerel's sifaka) is the source of this 2870-nucleotide messenger RNA. RefSeq names its product RUN domain containing 1 (gene RUNDC1). The record is from RefSeq and is a predicted model, not a curated record. The coding region runs from base 1 to 1842 and encodes 613 amino acids. The transcript has 5 exons. Lineage: Eukaryota; Metazoa; Chordata; Mammalia; Primates; Indriidae.
AUGGCGGCUAUCGAAGCGGCUGCGGAGGUGGUAACGGUGGUGGCGGCCGUUGAGCCAAAGGCGAAGGACGAAGAGGAGGAGGAAGAGGAGUCGCUGCCACCUUGCGAGGCGGUGCGCUGGGCCCCGGUGGGGGCGGUGGCGGAGGCCGGGCCUGGGGCGGCUGCGUUUGUGGAAGAGGCGGCGGCCGAGGAGCCCAGCGCUGCCCCGGGUUCCCCGCCUGACUCGCCGGGCCGGACGCUGCGGCGGCUGCGGGCGGAGCGGCGGCGGCUGGACUCAGCGCUGCUCGCGCUGUCCUCGCACUUCGCGCAGGUGCAGUUUCGCCUGCGCCAAGUGGUGCGCGGGGCGCCGGCGGAGCAGCAGCGCCUUCUGCGCGAGCUCGAAGACUUCGCCUUCCGCGGCUGCCCUCACGUCCUGGGUUAUGAGGGGCCUGGGGACCCCGCCAGUGACGAGGGCGACAGGCUGCCAGGGGACCAGCCACGGUUGCGGGGCGACGACCAGAGUGAGCAGGAAAAACAAGAACGUCUGGAAACCCAAAGGGAGAAGAAGAAGGAACUGAUACUGCAGCUCAAGACCCAGCUAGAUGACCUGGAAACGUUUGCCUAUCAAGAGGGGAGUUAUGACUCCCUGCCACAGUCUGUGGUCUUGGAAAGACAGCGGGUGAUCAUAGACGAGUUAAUAAAGAAACUGGACAUGAAUCUGAAUGAAGACAUCAGUUCCCUGUCCACUGAAGAGCUUCGUCAGCGUGUGGAUGCAGCAGUGGCUCAGAUUGUUAACCCGGCCCGAGUCAAAGAACAGUUGGUUGAGCAGCUGAAAACUCAGAUCCGAGACCUUGAGAUGUUCAUCAGCUUCAUCCAAGAUGAAGUAGGAAGCCCCUUGCAGACAGGUGAUGGACACUGUGAGUGCAAGGCCGGUGGGAAGACAGGAAGUGCCUCCACCAGAACAGGCAGCAGUAGACUGCCUCCGGGAAACAGCAAAACGAAGGCAGAAGAUGCGAAGAGAGUCCGGGAGUCGGGGCUGCACCUGAUGCGGCGAGCGCUAGCAGUGCUCCAGAUCUUUGCUGUUAGCCAGCUGGGUUGUGCCACAGGCCAGAUCCCUCCGACCCUGUGGCAGAGGGGCCAGGCUGAUAGAGACUACUCUCCCUUACUGAAGAGGCUGGAGGUGUCAGUGGACAGAGUGAAGCAGCUAGCCUUGAGGCACCAGCCUCACGACCAUGUCAUCACAUCUGCCAACCUCCAGGAGCUCUCCCUGGGAGGCAAGGAUGAGCUGACCCUGGCGGUGCGGAAGGAGCUGACGGUGGCUGUGAGGGACCUGCUGGCCCAUGGACUGUAUGCCUCCUCCCCAGGCAUGAAUCUCGUCAUGGCCCCCAUUGCUUGUUUGCUGCCAGCCUUCUCCUCGGCCCCUGAGGCCAUGCACCCCUGGGAGCUCUUUGUAAAAUACUACCAUGCUAAGAACGGCCGUGCUUAUGUGGAAUCUCCAGCCAGGAAGCUCUCCCAGUCCUUUGCCCUGCCUGUUACGAGAGGCACUGUUGUGACCCCUAAACAGAGCCUACUGACAGCCAUCCACAUGGUGCUGACAGAACAUGACCCUUUUAAGCGCAGCGCAGACUCAGAGUUGAAGGCCUUGGUGUGCAUGGCACUGAACGAGCAGCGUCUGGUGUCCUGGGUAAACCUCAUCUGCAAGUCAGGGUCACUCAUCGAGCCUCACUACCAGCCAUGGAGCUACAUGGCGCACACGGGCUUUGAGAGUGCCCUCAACCUGCUUAGUCGCCUAAGCAGCCUCAAGUUCAGCCUCCCUGUAGACCUGGCUGUGCGCCAGCUCAAGAACAUCAAAGAUGCCUUUUGAUGAGAAUGCCUGACCCCAGACCAGCGCCUUGCUUAGUAGGGAUGGAUGUGUUAGUCUUCUAGGAUAGAAGCAAGGAGUUGGAGGAGGGGUAAAGACAUUUUUCCUAGCCCCUGCUUAGGUGGUCAGUGAAAUGAGUGCAAAUCUGUUUGCCCCACCAACUUAGCAUCUUGGAAAGAUGUGCCAGAAACCCUCUUGUCAAGAAGGUUCUGCCCUAGUGUGUAACCACAGUGUAUGGUGUGGGCACGUGUGCCCAGCCUAUGUUAAAGGAAUCAAUUGUGGCACACAGUUAAUGACCCAAUUCAUUGUGCCUCAUUUGAUUUUUAGAAAACUUGAGUUGCUCUAACCAUUCUUUUUAUGGCAGUGAGUGACAACAUAAGUGAGUUGUUGGUACCGGAAGACAUUCAACUUGAGGCUCCUAUUAGUCGAGUUGAGAGCCAUCUUCUUUCAUUUGAAGCAGGUUUGAGAGUCCCAAGGCCAGAAUUUAAAUUCCUUUUAUAAAUUCAGAUUCCCCUUUCUUCUUGACCCCAAGGUCAGGGGAGACUAUAUAUUCCAUGCUGCCUCUAAAACUAGGAAUGGGAAUAUCUGAGAACAACAUUUCUAAGGGACUUAACUACAAGUUGAUUUUAACAUAAGCCCUUUUUUUUCUCUUAAGAACUGAAAUCUCCCUGACAAGGUAGUCCUCUUCUCACAGCACAGACAAUGGUCUUUUCUGUCUAUGAGGAAUGAGAACUGAUGUCUAGUACUAUGUCCUCUGGCAAGUAAACUUUCCUUCACACGCCUCCCAGCAAGACACAGUCUUUUUAGAAGUGAAUAUAUUCAAGAUAAACUUCUUAAGAAAAUCCUUACCACUCAAGUCAAGCAUGUACAGGAAUAUAUAUCAGUAACCAGCAGCUACUCCUCCCUGGGUUGUGACUUGCCGGGCACCACCUGUCCUGGAGUCUGGGUUUUGGAGGAGGUCUAUUCUUGCAAUAGGUACUGCAGCAGGGACAGGAACUAUGGAGGUCCCUGUUUACAGACCAGAUGGCCAA